Gastrolobium bilobum is the source of this 1671-nucleotide messenger RNA. Its product is annotated as probable protein phosphatase 2C 65. Lineage: Eukaryota; Viridiplantae; Streptophyta; Magnoliopsida; Fabales; Fabaceae. The coding region runs from base 182 to 1477 and encodes 431 amino acids. The record is from RefSeq and is a predicted model, not a curated record. Gene Ontology annotation, biological process: protein dephosphorylation. The transcript is spliced from 5 exons. Gene Ontology annotation, molecular function: protein serine/threonine phosphatase activity.
CUUCCAACGCCUUUGCAUCUUUCUGAAUUCUGACCCUCCAUCGCUUCCUCUAGAAAAAUUCCAUUUUUCUUCACUUUCUCGUUUGUUUUUACCAGAAAAUCUUCUGGGUAUUCGCUGGAAUUUUGUGGGGUACCCUUGUUCUUUUUUUUCAUUGUAAAUUGUUGUUGUUUGGCUUCCAGACAUGGGAAGCUGUUGCAGCCAUGAUGUUUCGGUUCGAGGCAAGGUGGAAAGCGAGGUGGAUGAUGUCUCAUAUGAGUAUGAUCAUGAGAAUGAUGUCUCAUAUGAACAAGAUGGAGCAAUGAUAAGGUUAAGAGGUUCCUCUAGGUUUGUGUCAAUGUACACCCAACAAGGAAAGAAAGGUGUGAACCAAGAUGCAAUGGCAGUUUGGGAGGACUUCACUGGAGAAAAAGAUACGAUCCUUUGUGGGGUGUUUGAUGGUCAUGGUCCUCUAGGCCACAAGGUUUCACAAUUUAUUCGUGACAAUCUACCCUCAAAACUAUCUGCAGCAAUCAAAAUGUCACAACAGAAGGCCUGCAAAUAUUAUGAUGCUAAUGAUGCAGACACUGAUGAUGCCUAUGAUGAGAAUUACAACAACAUGUCCCUUGCUUCAUGGGAGGCAUGCUUUCUGAAGACCUUUGAUGAGAUGGAUGAUCACCUUGCUCAAGAAAUUAACACUGACAGCUAUUGCAGUGGUUGCACUGCUGUUACUUUAAUUAAACAGGGUGACCAGCUUAUAGUUGGAAAUUUGGGUGAUUCUCGUGCUGUUCUUUGCACAAGGGAAGGAAACCAACUUAUUCCUGUUCAACUUACUGUGGACUUGAAACCAGAUAUUCCAAGUGAAGCUUCAAGAAUCAUUAACUGUGAAGGCAGAGUUUUCGCAGCCGAAGAAGAACCAGAUGUAUACAGAUUAUGGAUGCCUGAUGAAGACUGCCCUGGACUAGCUAUGUCAAGAGCCUUUGGAGACUUUUGCCUGAAAGAUUAUGGCCUCAUCUCAGCUCCUGAUGUAUUUUAUAGAAAACUUUCCAAUCAAGAUGAAUUUGUGGUUUUGGCAACUGAUGGGGUUUGGGAUGUGCUUACUAACAAUGAAGUAAUAAAUAUAGUUGCUUCAGCACCAAGGAGAUCAAUGGCAGCCAAAUUGUUAGUAAAGCGUGCUGUCAAAGCCUGGAAAUACAAGUAUCCUGGUUCCAAGAUUGAUGAUUGUGCAGUCAUAUGCUUGUUUCUGGAUGAUCAACCUGUUUUAUCCCAUUCUCAAUCCAGUAUGAGCAGAAGAAAUAGACAUCACAGCAAGCGCUUGCAUAUCUCUAAAUCCACUAGAAAUGAAGACACUGAAACUGUGGAUGGCAAGGUUGGGGUAGAUCUCAAUGAAGAAUGGACAGCACUUGGAGGGUUAGCUAGAGCCAACUCUAUAUCAAAACUUCCACGGCUUGCUAGGAAUAUGAGUAGAAGGCAAUCAUCUAAGUACCUUAAAGGGAGUUAAGGUUCACUAACACAGGAUCUUCUGAAAAGUUAAGAAGUGGUCACAGAUUGGAACUCAAGUUUUAUGUUUAGGUGGAAAAGGAGGGUUUGAAGAUUUUAGGAUCAUAUUGGUGUCCCCUUAAAAAUGAGAGUGAAAAAUUCAAUGAGUUUUAUAUGAAAGUGUAUAUAUAAAAAAUCAUAUUAAUUUUGUCACAA